AAUGUGUCAGGGUUCUACGCAGAAAUAGAUGGAGCGAAAAAGGAAUUGCAAGAAAAACUAGCCAAUCUGUCUCUGUUUGAUGAUGAUUUGGUAGAAAAGGCUAUGCAUCAUGCACACAACCUAAGAAGACUUGCUGAUGAGCUGGACCGGAAUUUGUAUGGUGUUGAUACAAAUGGGUUGGUACAAAGGGCAAUAAAUGCUUCAAAUGUGUAUGAAAACAUUGCCAGUUAUAUUGAAGAAGCUAAUAAAGCUGCAUUGCUGGCACUGAACACAACAAACCGGGUCAAUGAUGCUGCAGUUGGAAUUGAUACUCAGAUCAUUUAUCAUAAAGGUAAAAGCGAAGAACUUCUCAACCAAGCCACAGAGCUACAACGGACAGCAGAUGACAGUAACGAUUUAACCAUUGCAGACACUAGCCAGCAUGUUAAUGGCACUCUUGCCAGAAUGAACGCUCUGCGAAGCCAACUGAUGAGAGCCAUCACAAAAAUGCAAUCAGCAGAGCCAGUGGAGGCCAGAGAGCGUUUGGAGCAAGCUAAACUGAAGACUGCAGAGGCCGUAAGUGCUACCAUGACAGUAAUGCAGGCUACGACACCCAUGGAUGAGAACGUGAGGUUGUGGUCUCAGAACCUGCAAGACUUCCAGCACAAUUCAGCGGCGUACGACAGUGCUGUGCAUUCAGCUGGGGAUGCAGUGAAGAAACUUACAGAAGUCUUCCCUCAACUCCUGGACAAACUGCGCAGAGUAGAACAGAAGGCACCAGCAAACAAUAUUUCUUCCAGCAUUCAGCGAAUCAGAAAAUUAAUUGCUCAAACCAGGAGUGUAGCAAGCAAGGUCCAAGUUUCUAUGAUGUUUGGAGGCCAAUCAGCUGUUGAAGUCAAUCCAAAGAUCAACGUGGAGGAACUGAAAUCUUUCACUUCCAUGAGCUUGUAUAUAAAGCUUCAGAAAGACAACCCACAACUGGCAGCAUCGCCAGACAGAUUUAUUUUGUACCUUGGAAACAAAAAUGCAAAAAAUUACAUUGGCCUUGCAAUUAAAAAUGACAACCUUGUGUACAUUUAUAAUUUGGGAGGCCAAGACGUGGAGAUACCUCUGGAUGCCAAGCCAGUCAGCACCUGGCCUUCUUACUUCAGCAUCAUCAAAAUUGAGAGGAUAGGAAGACACGGCAAAAUGUUUUUAACUGUGCCUAGUCUUAGCAGCACAGCUGAAGAGAAGUUCAUCAAAAAGGGAGAGGUUCUUGGUCCUGGCUCUCUUCUGAAUUUGGAACCUGAAAAUACUGUUUUCUAUGUUGGCGGAGUGCCUCCAGACUUCAAGCUCCCUCCUAGCUUAAACCUACCCAGCUUCAUCGGCUGCCUGGAACUGGCUACCCUGAACGAUGAUGUCAUCAGCCUAUACAACUUCAAGCACGUCUAUAACAUCGACACCACCACAUCGCCACCUUGUGCCAGAAAUAAGUUGGCUUUCACUCAGAGCCGGGCUGUGAGCUAUUUCUUUGACGGCUCUGGCUAUGCCUUGGCAAGAAAUAUUGAGAGAAGGGGAAGAUUCAGCCAAGUGACUCGGUUUGACAUAGAAGUUCGAACACCUACGGACAACGGAUUGAUCCUGCUGAUGAUUAAUGGGAGUAUGUUCUUCAGUCUAGAGAUGCACAAUGGUUUCUUGUACCUCCGCUAUGACUUUGGCUUCAGCACCGGCCCUGUGCUGCUAGAGGACUCCAUGAAGAAGGCUCAGAUUAACGACGCUAAAUUUCAUGAGAUUUCUAUUAUAUAUCACAAUUCUAAGAAGAUGAUCUUGGUAGUAGACAGGCGACAUAUAAAAAGUGUGGACAAUGAAAGAACAGCAAUGCCAUUCACAGACAUCUACAUUGGAGGAGCACCUGCUGAGAUCUUGCACUCCAGCAUUAGUUCACAUCUGGCAGGAAGUAUUGGCUUUAAAGGCUGCAUGAAGGGUUUCCAGUUCCAAAAGAAGGAUUUCAACUUGUUAGAAGAACCAGGAACCCUGGGAAUCAGCUAUGGGUGCCCAGAAGAUUCACUGAUGUCCCGCAAAGCAUAUUUCAAUGGAGAGAGCUUCAUUGCAUCAAGCCAAAAAGUGUCCCUCUUCAGUGAAUUUGAAGGAGGCUUUAAUUUCCGGACAUUGCAGCCCAAUGGGCUGCUGUUUUACUAUUCUGAAGGAUCAGAUGUAUUAUCUAUCUCCAUGGACAGAGGUGCUGUGGUUUUAAAUGCAAGUGGAACCAAAAUUCAAUCACCAGACCGAAAUUACAACGAUGGAAAAACCCACUUCAUCAUUACUUCUGUCACCCCAGAAAGAUAUGAGCUGACUGUUGAUGACAAGAAACAAAGCAAGAAGAACCCAGCAAAGGACAGAGCAGGGAAAAGCCCAGACAGCGUCAAGAAGUUUUAUUUUGGCGGCUCUCCCCUCAGAACGCAGCAAGCCAACUUCACUGGCUGCAUAAGCAACGCUUACUUCACUAGGUUGGAUCGAGACAUUGAAGUGGAAGAUUUCCAGCAGUAUGCUGAGAAAGUUCAGACUUCUUUGUAUGGAUGCCCUGUUGAAUCUCCUCCAGUUGCUCUUCUCCAUAAGAAAGGAAAAAACUCAUCAAAAGCCAAAGGAAACCGUAAUAAAAAGGUGGGAAGAGAUAAAGACAAGAUUUCACAGCCUUCAACGGGCCUCAAAAAAUUGUAUCAAGAAGUGAAUAUGCAAAGAGACCCUCAGUGCCACUUGCCCAUGAAUCCCAAGGCAACCAAACAUGCAUAUCAGUUUGGAGGAACAGCAAAUAGCCGGCAAGAAUUUGAUCACUUACCAAAGGAUUUCAGUGAAAGAGCUCAGUUCUCUAUCAGUCUGAAAACUCACUCAUCUCAUGGAAUGAUUUUCUACGUCUCGGAUCAAAAAGAGACCAACUUUAUGGCCCUUUUCGUUGCUCAUGGCCGACUCAUUUUUAUGUUUAAUGCUGGUCCUCAGAAGAUAAGGAUUAAGAGCCAAGAGAAAUACAAUGAUGGCCUUUGGCACAAUGUGAUCUUUAUUAGAGGCAAAAAUAUUGGUCGCUUGAUAAUUGAUGGUCUCCGAGUACUGGAAGAACCUUUCGGCGGUAAUGCUAAUACCUGGCAAGUCACUGAACCACUCUAUAUUGGGGGUGUAGCUCCAGGAAAAGCUGUAAAAAAUAUCCAGAUUAACUCUGUCUACAGUUUUAGUGGUUGUCUCAGCAAUUUACAGCUCAAUGGAAGACCAAUUACUUCAGCUUCGCAGACAUUUAGUGUAACGCCUUGCUUUGAAGGCCCAUCAGAAGCAGGAACAUACUUCUCAUCUGAAGGAGGAUAUGUCGUCCUUGAUGAAUCCUUCAGUUUAGGCCUGAAAUUUGAAGUUGUUUUUGAAAUACGUCCCCGAGGCAGCUCAGGAAUUCUACUGCACGGUCACAGCGUGAAUGGAGAGUACUUGAAUAUGCACAUGAGAAAUGGACAGGUUACUGUGAAACUGAAUAAUGGAAUCAGGGAUUUUUCAACUUCAGUGACACUGAAACAGAGUCUCUGCGAUGGCAGGUGGCACCGAAUUGCAGUUAUUAGAGACGCUAAUGUGGUGCAACUGGAUGUAGACUCUGAAGUCAACCACGUGGUAGGGCCACUAAAUCCAAAGGCAAUUGACCACAGGGAGCCAGUGUUUAUUGGAGGUGUACCGGAGUCUCUGCUAACAUCCAGCCUGACUACACGCAACUCCUUCAUUGGCUGCAUUCGUAACUUCAUGAUUGAUGAAAAACCAGUGAGUUUUAGUAAAGCAGCUUUGGUUAGUGGUGCUGUAAGCAUCAACACAUGUCCAGCAGCCUGAUAGUGCACUGCAUCAAUCUUGUAAAGUUCCUUAGACCACAGAAAGAAAAACAGAACAAAAGAAACCGUGUUCAUCGAGAGAAGAAUGAAAAUAUCAAGGAUCCAUGUACAGAAAGCAGUAUGUUUAAGGGUCACUUCUAAUGUUUAUGUGCCAACAAAAAUCACUGAAGAAUAAAGGGCUGUUGCUUCUGCACUUCUCUUACUAUACCACAAGAGUGAGCUUUACCAUUUCUUAUAGUGUACGUGUGGCCAGCCUGUUAUGUGAAAAUGUGAGAUUAUAAAAGAAAUGAAAAUUAUAUUAAAUAUGUUACUUUCAAGAUAGAUCCUCCACAUCAUUUCGUUCCAUACCUUAGGUUACCCUCUGUUUCGCAGGAAAAGAUCUGCUAAUGCACAUUAAAGAAUAAAGCUAGAUAAUAGACUUACAUGGCAAA
Fulmarus glacialis (Northern fulmar) is the source of this 4240-nucleotide messenger RNA. RefSeq names its product laminin, alpha 4 (gene LAMA4). The transcript has 26 exons. Gene Ontology annotation, biological process: cell adhesion. The annotation marks the transcript as partial. NCBI's taxonomy places the organism in Eukaryota, Metazoa, Chordata, Aves, Procellariiformes, Procellariidae. The record is from RefSeq and is a predicted model, not a curated record.